AGGGGCCACUUUAAGAUGUUGUGUUCUUGCAGGUGCAACAAUCUCUAAGAGAGAGAGAGAGAGAUGCACUUCUGAGCGAGAGGCCCAAAGCAGGAUCUACCACUGACUCACUGAUUUCUGUGUCAACAGAAAGUCUGGUUGGACACACAAAGCUCUGCAUCAUGUCAACUGUGAACAGACAGCAGGUGCUCCGGACCACAAAGGUGCGGACUUCGAUGAAGGGAGAUGGCAGUUGGAUUCGUGCAGUCACAGAACCAAACCAGCAGGAAGAUAGCCCACGAAAACCAGAGAUUCCCAAGAAACCCAUUGAGUUAUCUUCUGUUGAAUCCAGCCCUGUCACCUCUCCCACUGCACUGACCUCUCCCACAAAGGCAACAAAUGACCAAGCAGUGGGUGUUGACCCCACGACCCCUGAAGCCAGUGGGUGGACCAGGGCUAUCAGACCAGCCAGGCUGAAUUCGUAUGUCCUUUCAGCUACAAAGAAAUUUGAGUCCAUAGCUGCUCCAGUAAGUCCCCCAUUCAGAAGAGUUCCCUCAACUAAAAGUGAGAGUGUCACCGCGGCUAGUGAGGCCGCGCCCGCCUCAACCGAGGCCCAGGUUGUCGGGGAGCAAUCUCCUCCAGAGGUAUCAGUCGAGUCUGGGAGUGAGAAGACUACUAACAUACAUGGCCAAGAUGCCCAAUCAACCGAUGCACCUGCUGUGAAUUCAGAGGGAGAAUCGCCCAAGGAAGCCGCGGAUGAGAAGCCUGAUAAUGAUGCAGGGAUCGCCGUAGUGCCAGAGAAGUGUCCUGAUGAUCCAGCGUCUGCUGAACCUGUGAAGGAGGUCGCUAUGGAAAGCUCUCCUGAGACGACCACAGAACUGACUGCGGAACCCACAGUGGAACCCACGGUGGAGCCUGCCGUGGAACCAGCAAGCGAUGUAAAAGAGGAACCUGUUGCAGAAUCUGCUGCGGUGGCAGAACCUGUAAGUGAACCAGUAACUGCAGGAUCCACCGACGAACUUCCCAUCGAACUUGACACAACUAACGACAAAGACCCUACACCUGCAUUGACGUCACAUGUUGAAGGGGAAGAAGAAUCUACACAGGAAUCUUCAGAAAUAUGUACACAUGCAGAAAAACCUGUUAUGGAGACCUCAGAAAAAUCCUUACAUGAAGAGUUUGUGUCUGAGCCUCUUGUUCCCAAUGUUGAACUUGCAAUGGAGUCAACCGCUGAAAGUACUGCCGCCUCUGCCACUGUCUGUUCUGUUGAGACAACUGUCGAGCCCGUUAAGGAGCCGCCAGCUGAACCUGCAGUACAGCUUGAACAGAAAUUGACCUCGGAGGCUCAACCUGCAGUUGAACUUACAUCGGAUCCUGAAGUGAAAUCUGAAGUUCAGCCUGUAGUUGAACCAGCAGUUGAACCUGCUUCUGAACCAGCAGCUGAACCUGCUUCUGAACCAGUAGUUGAACCAAUAGCCAAAUCUGCAUCUGAACCAGCAGCUGAACCAACAGCUGAACCAGCAGCUGAACCUGCUUCUGAACCAGCAGCCGAACCUGCUUCUGAACCAGCAGCUGAACCAGCAGUUGAACCAGCAGCUGAACCUGCUUCUGAACCAGCAGCUGAACCAGCAGCUGAACCAGCAGUUGAACCAGCAGCUGAACCAGAAGCUGAACCAGCAGUUGAACCAACAGCUGAACCAACAGCUGAACCAGCAGCUGAACCAACAGCUGAACCAGCAGCUGAACCUGCUUCUGAACCAGCAGCCGAACCUGCUUCUGAACCAGCAGCUGAACCAGCAGUUGAACCAGCAGCUGAACCUGCUUCUGAACCAGCAGCUGAACCAGCAGCUGAACCAGCAGUUGAACCAGCAGCUGAACCAGAAGCUGAACCAGCAGUUGAACCAACAGCUGAACCAACAGCUGAACCAGCAGCUGAACCAACAGCUGAACCAGCAGCUGAACCAGCAGCUGAACUUAAAGUUGAACUUGCAUCUGAACCUGUUGUUGCAGCAAAUGAAGAACCUGUUGAAGUCGAGGAGUCAGUUAUUGAAUCCGCCAUUACGUCUACUGUUCAAGCACCUGUUGAGGUUGUACAGGAGCCAUCUGUUGGGUCUGCCAUGGAACUGGAUGAGGCAUUAGAAGAGGGAGCAUCUUCCACUGCAGUGGUUGUCACUGAUGUUAUUGCUGAAGCUUCUGUGGAAAGUGUGGGACCUACAGUGGAAUCUGCAAAAGAAUGCUCCAAUGAAUCAGAAUCUGGUCAAGAGAGUGAAAAAAACAGCUCUGAAGAAACUCAGGCAACUGAACCAGUAGUGAAUCUAGUUACAGUCCAUUCUCUGCGCCAUACUGAUAAUGGCACACCCAUCUGUUCAUACUGUGAUACCCCAAUUGAUGGUACUAUCAAGAUUAUGAUCGAUUUCCCCCCCAUUUACAGCCAUCCAGGCUGUUUCAAGUGUGGGGUAUGCAGCCUGGCCUUGGGAGACAUGAAGACUGGCAUGUUUUUGCAUGGACAGGUGAUCCACUGUAACGGCUGCUUCUUCAAAACGAUUUAAAGAGGAGUUCGAGAUCAAUCGUUGCAAGGCUGUGAUUUGUGCCUGUUCUAAAUGCUUUUAGAACCAUAUGUUAGGUUUCUUUUUUUCUCCUUCUCCACAAUAGCUGGCUUCAAUAUAGUCCCCCUAGCAACCGAGCAUUCUUCUCUUCUAUUCCCAAUGUGACAAUGUUAUGAGAAUCAAAUAAAGUACAUUACUGUGAUG
Molecule: messenger RNA, 2729 nt
Organism: Osmerus eperlanus (European smelt)
Lineage: Eukaryota; Metazoa; Chordata; Actinopteri; Osmeriformes; Osmeridae
Product: cell surface glycoprotein 1
Exons: 11
Coding region: 162-2528 (788 amino acids)
Source: RefSeq, a predicted model, not a curated record